CAAUUCUAUGUAUAACAGCUUGUUUGGAUACAAUUUCAAAAGAAAUGGAAAUGGAAAUAAAAUUUCAUUUUUUAUUUUUAUAGAAUUCCAUUUCCAAUUCUAGUGUUUGGUAUAAUUCCUACAUCUAUGGAAAUGAAUUGCACUUUUAAGCAUAAUAAAUAAUGUAAUAUGUUUGUUUUAUUUUGGGUAAUGAAAUAUGAAUGAGAAAGAAAGAGAGUAAAAUGAUAGUGGCAGUGGGUCAAUAAAAUAAUAAAAAAGUAUUGAUGGAUCCCACUAAUUCCAUCUUCAUUCUCUCAAUUCCUAUCAUUUUUAUAGGAAUUGUAAUUCCCAAAUUUUAGAUCUAAUGGAAUUCAAUUCUCAACCUUUUUAUUAUUCCAAACAUAAAAUAUGAAAAUGGAAUUUGAAUUCCAAUUCCUUACUUUUUUGUCAAUCCAAACAUGCUGUAAGUAUUUUGGUGAUAUAAAAACGUAAAAACGUAACUUUUAAGUUUUAGGCAAAAUCUACAUCUAUCUACACAAUAAAUAAAAGCCAAAUGAGAAAACUUGAAGCCCCAUUUCAAAUUUCCUGCAUCCAGAGUGAAAGUAGGAAGGACAUUUUGGUCUUCACAAUUACUUUUUUUUUAUUCAAUAAAAAGACACUUACUAGGAUUCGAACCAUAACCACUUUAAAGAAAAGCAAAGAUCAUAACCAAUCACACUAAGUACAUUUGUUGUAUCUUGUUAAAUUAAAAAUAUAUAAUCAUAGAGAGGAAAAAACCGUUCCCCCAUUUCAAAUUCCCUGCUCCAUGAGCUUUUGUAGGAAGGGUAGAAUAGGGAGUGUCAAUUUUUUAUUUCUUUUUCCUCUGUGGAACGGGCCAACUUACCGUACACAUGCGGAUUUAAACGGGUCCAGGAGUGUCAAUUUUUUUCUUUAAGUCCUUUUAUUUCUCCAUGGUGGUAAAAUAUAUAUGAAAAGGCAAAAACAAUACUCCUUUUUAUUGCUAAAAAGAAAAAAAAUUAACAAUAAACUUGUUGGGCAUGUGACUCGGAUCCCGCCGCGCCAAAGAAACACUGACGUCAGAGGAGUGGGGCGCGUUAGCGCCGACGCGACCAGAAAGGCACACCGGCGAGCGCCACCACCAAGAGCGUCAUGCGCAUCAACAGCGACGCGAGCAAGCACACCGGCGAGCGCCAACACCAAGAGAGUCGGGCGCAUCAGCACCGACGUGACCGAAGACAGCCCGAACACCAAACGACGACGUUCGAGUCCAACGUUGACCAAAUUAGCGAGUGUGGGAAAAUGACGCCGCGUUCCACCCAUCUAGUAGUCACAUCAUAGUCCUAGUCCUAGGUAUAAUAAAAGGCUAAAUGUACUUGUCCUAGGUAGAGGUAUGGUCUAGUCUUCUGACAUGUCAGUGGUCAUGUCACCAUGUAACUCACCCACCACCAUGUAGCCUAUAAAUAGAGCAUUUACUCCGGUGGGUGGGGGGAUCGAUUUUUGGAAACUCUAUCUCUAAGAAAAGAACACACUUCUCUCUCUAAAAGUCACUCUCUCAACUCCAUCCUUCCUUUCUUUCCUUCUUUCCUUCUGAAGUUCUGGGCUGAUUCCUGUUGCUCAUUCUCCUCGACCUCCUUUACGUGAAUCUCACUCCUACAUUCAGUUAGGUUCAAACAAUUGGCGCCCACCGUGGGGCUGAGUAAAAAAAGUAGCAGAAAUCCAACCAAUGGUAGAGCCCAACUCCAACUUUCCCGACGAGACAACACCCAUCAAGGCUAUGACAACCCCAAGGGCAUUCGCCGAAGGAAGCAACCUUGACGCGGUGCUCGUUGAGGAAGAAGAGCCCGAGCUGGCAGCCAAGGAAAUAAAACAGCUAAUGGCAAAGCAAAACAGUGUCAUAGCCGACAUGCAAAAACAGAUGAGCCAAGUACUCACGCUCAUGAUGAGCAGAGAAGCCGCGACAGCACCGGAAGCGGCGCCUGUCGUGCUGCAGCAAACACAAGGAGAGGUGUCAGGCGCAGCCCCGCCACCACAACAGGCGGCGGGCGAGUAGUCUGCGACUGAAGCGCAAUGAUUCGAACCACCAAGAAGGGCGGACCUCAGCUUCUUGGAGCAGCAUCUGUCCCUACAAUUCCGUCCUAACCCACACAGGAAAAUCCUACAUCAACUGUUAAGCGCGGAAAUUAUGACGAAGCACCUAAGCGGAAUGCCACCCACCCUCCCAACUUACAACGGGACGAAUGAUCCAGAGGAUCACGUCAGCACCUUCUGCCUGCGGAUGCAACUCUAGACCAACUCUAACGCGACGCUAUGCAGAACCUUCCCAUCAACAUUCUCCGGAAUAUGCCUCAAUUGGUACAACCACCUCCCAAAUGGAAUCAUCCGUUCGUUCGAGGAAUUCAUACUCCUGUUCACAACAAAGUUCGCGUCCCAAA
This is a messenger RNA of Linum trigynum, 2411 nucleotides long. The record is from the annotation of a GenBank genome assembly. NCBI's taxonomy places the organism in Eukaryota, Viridiplantae, Streptophyta, Magnoliopsida, Malpighiales, Linaceae.